AUGGUUAAUAGCGGCAUCGGUGGAAGCGAUGAGAGUUUUAUCUCAUUCGCCUUCGCCAUUGUUUCAGUAGUCAUGAUAAUACUGUAUAUUCCGUGGUUAAUCAGUCACGUACGGGGCACUUUUGAGUACUACACGUCGCCGCGGAAGAAGCGGAGCGGUCUGGUGAAUCCACUAGUAGACAUUUGGGACUCGCUGACAUACAUACCGCGCGUAAUGAUGCUCAUUGCAGAAAACCCGGCGAUGCUGCUGACGGGCGCGCGUGUCUGCUGGAGUGAGAAGGUUUUCUUCUUUCGCUGCGUGAUGCCGAAGUUCCUCAAGUUCACCAUCCGCCCCAAGAUUCUGGUGCUCUGGCUUUGGGUGGUUCUGUUUUCCUCAGCAAUGUAUGUGACGCUGACGUUUGAUGCCCACGCCGUUCUCGGCAUCGCGCCCACUGCCACAACGAGCGAGAUCAAGAAGGCGUACCGCGCACUCUCCAAGCGGUAUCACCCUGACCACAACAAGACGGACGAGGCACGCGACAUUUACAUUAGUGUGCGUCGCGCCUACAAGGCCCUCGUGGAUCGUGAGGCGUUUGAAGAGGAGGAGGCGAAGAAUGUGCAGGAGUUCUCGGUGGGAAUCGCGCUCCCUCGUUUCCUCACGUCGCGCGAGCAUGACGGACUGGUACUCUUCGGUCUCCUUGGCAUCCUCAUCGGCUUGCCGGUGAUCAUCUGGUACAACUUCCGGGGCACGCAAAAGAUCCCACAUCUCUUGUGGCGUGUUCGCUUCGAUAAGGAGCGGGUGGAGCGGUUUCUGAAGCACUUCGGCAUACCCGAGGAUCCGAAGUACGUGGAGAAGCGUGACUCGCGGCGUUCCAUUCUGCGCGUGCUUGUUACACUGGGUAUCCUACCGGACAACGCCAAUGAAAGUAUUGUGGCGUCAUUUCCGCCCUUUCCGGAGUUCAUCAUGCGCUGUGUGGAGGCCGAGAAGAACAUGUCCUUCCUCCAGAACUACUUCUCCCCUUCCGCCAUUGAGACUCUGCACGAGUACAUGGUGGUCAACGGUGUGCAGUUGCAUGACGAAUUCGUCGCCGCACACACGGACGCGGCUCCAGGCGAUUCAUCGUCGGAGCCGCAUUUGGCUUCCCAGACGGAGUACAAGGCCCUCCGCUAUCUCUUCUGGCAGCACACCGAGCAGGUGGACCAGGCACUGGAAGAAUUGCUGGAGACGAUGGGAGGAAGCCUCCCCAGCGCGCGUAAAUUGUUGAACCUUCACGUGGAACUUUUUGAUCUCCUCCGUUUGGUAUUUGAAGGUGAAGGCAAACCAAUUCGGCAGCACGUUCAAAAGCUUAUUGCGAUGCCACAGCGAGUCAGUGAUAUUGUAGACUCUCUUGAACCGGAGAUCGAAACUGCCUACAAGCGAUUCUAUAAGAACUAUCUGCAGCAGCAGCAGCAGAGCCAGCUUGGGAACAAGCACGAGCGCCGCGCUCUCAAGCUCAGCAUGCGCAAGUUGUAG
This is a messenger RNA of Trypanosoma grayi, 1491 nucleotides long. RefSeq names its product chaperone protein DnaJ. Gene Ontology annotation, biological process: SRP-dependent cotranslational protein targeting to membrane; post-translational protein targeting to endoplasmic reticulum membrane. The transcript has a single exon. The coding region runs from base 1 to 1491 and encodes 496 amino acids. The record is from RefSeq and is a predicted model, not a curated record. NCBI's taxonomy places the organism in Eukaryota, Euglenozoa, Kinetoplastea, Trypanosomatida, Trypanosomatidae. Gene Ontology annotation, cellular component: Sec62/Sec63 complex. Gene Ontology annotation, molecular function: transmembrane protein transporter activity; RNA binding.